This is a messenger RNA of Colletotrichum higginsianum IMI 349063, 195 nucleotides long. RefSeq lists its product as uncharacterized. Bases 1 to 195 code for a protein of 64 amino acids. The record is from RefSeq and is a predicted model, not a curated record. NCBI's taxonomy places the organism in Eukaryota, Fungi, Ascomycota, Sordariomycetes, Glomerellales, Glomerellaceae. The transcript is spliced from 2 exons.
AUGUCCUCGCAAAGGCUCGCAAAGUUUGCUCUAGUCAAGUCAUGUCGAAAUAGCACUGCUCUUACUAUCGAUUCCUGGGGAUCUUUUCUCCUUUCCGCGGUGGCAUCUGACAGUAAUCGAGCGAGUGGGCGCGAGCUUCAGAUGUGCCCCAGGGAUACCAGCCCGCGAGCCUUCUCGCGACCAUGGCUUCCAUGA